This is a messenger RNA of Pseudo-nitzschia multistriata, 1404 nucleotides long. The record is from the annotation of a GenBank genome assembly. Lineage: Eukaryota; Bacillariophyta; Bacillariophyceae; Bacillariales; Bacillariaceae.
CAUGGUACGUACUCGUACCGGUAAUACUGUAUCCCAUACGUACGAUGAUAUCCGACGCAACGAAAUCCAGGGCUGGUUUGCUCCGUCGACGCUGGUCUCUCGAAGUUGCAAUCCGGUCCCACAACUAGAGUGAAUCCAACUAGUAACUGUCAAGAAACACUAGCACCAUGUACUUUUCAUCCCGCUCCCUCCUGUCCCUGGCUGCCGCCCUCGUCGUUUCGACCUCGGAUGCCUUCGUUCCAGUCAACACGGCCGCAUCCUUUGGCCUCAAGGCGUCCGGCAGCAGCAACGCCCUCCGAAUGGUCGCCGACGACGCCAAGGUCAUUUUGGUGACGGGAUCCUCGCGUGGAUUGGGAAAAUCRAUCGCCACCGACCUUGGRAAGGCCGGUCAGAAGAUUGUCAUCAACUACGUUUCRGACGGAUCCAAGGACGCCGCCGAGGCAACCGUUGCCGAAAUCAAGGAAGCCGGUGGAGACGCCAUCGCCAUCCAGGCCGAUUGUGAGUUAUCUUGUUUUGCAGGGUAGAUCGAAUCGAAUCGCAUCACAUCGCAUCACUGCAGAGAUGAGAAUUUUGAAAGUAGCAGGAAUCGAAAACUGUGUGGUGGCAUCCAUUCGACUGUGCCACACAGAAACGUUCAGCGGCUACUUCUGUGGCUUUUGAUAGCUCAUUAUUUCAUUGCCUCACUUUUUCUGUUUGUCGGUUGRUGGUUUUUAAAUUGCAUUUUUGCGGGCGACACAACAAAUGCACACGCGACGUGCGGAAUCAAAACCGAAUGAAUGAUGAAACAAAAAAUAAACACACCCCAACAGCCUCCGACCCCGAUGCCAUCAAGGAGCUCUUUGCCCAAUCCGUUGAAGCCUUCGGAACCGUCGAUGUCUUGAUCAACAACGCCGGAAUCACCCGCGAUGGCCUCGUCAUGAGAAUGAAGCAGGACGCCUGGCAGGCCGUCAUCGACACCAACCUCUCCGGUGUCUUCUACUGCACACAGGCCUUUUUCAAGAUCGCCGCCAAGAAGAGAACCGGACGCAUCAUCAACAUUUCCUCGGUGGUCGGUCAAUUCGGAAACCCCGGCCAGGCCAACUAUGCCGCCGCCAAGGGAGGUGUCAUCGCCCUGACCAUGUCGAACGCCAAGGAGUUCGCGGCCCGGGGCAUCAAGGUCAACUGCGUGUGCCCCGGAUUCAUCGAAACGGACAUGGUCGGCGAACUCGACGAGGAAUACCUGGCGAAGGUCUCGGAGGGAAUUCCUCUCAAGCGAUUGGGAAAGCCUUCGGAAAUUGCCGGUAUGUGCAAAUUCUUGGCCCUGGAUCCUUCCGUUGAAUACAUCACCGGACACACCUUCAAUGUUGACGGUGGAAUGGCCAUUGGAUGUUAAGAAGCAAUUACUAGUAAAUUAAAAAUUCAAAC